AUGGCUCUGAAACUAGAGGACCCAGAACUGAAUGCUAGUUUUGUCUUUACUAGUUUCACAGGGAACAGAAAAAUCUCCAUGGAAGAAGGUAGAAAUUAUACCUCAGUGGUCAUGUUUGUUCUCCUAGGUCUCACAGAUGACAAAAAGUUGCAGUUUAUUCUCUUUCCAUUCUUCCUGGGAAUCUAUCUUGUGACUUUAUUCUGGAACCUUAGCCUGAUCAUCCUAAUCAAAAUGGAUUCACACCUGCACACACCCAUGUACUUUUUUCUCAGUUUCCUUUCAUUCAUAGACAUCUGCUAUUCUUCUUCCAUCAGCCCAAGAAUGCUUUCAGAUUUUCUCAAAGAUGAAAAAAUAAUUUCCUUCUUUGCCUGUGCCACCCAGUAUUUUGUUGGGUGUUGGAUGGCUCUGACAGAGUGUUGCCUCUUGGCUGCCAUGGCUUAUGACAGAUACGUGGCUAUUGGGAAUCCACUACAGUACUCAACUAUCAUGGCGCCUGGGCUCUGUCAAAAGAUGGUUGUGGGAGCCAUCGGGAGUGGUUUCUUUAAUAGUUUAAUUCAAACGAUCUCUGGCUUUAAUCUCCACUAUUGUAAAUCCAAUAUCAUAGAGCAUUUCUUCUGCAAUUUACCCCAGAUUAUAACCUUGUCUUGCUCUAGUCCCUUCAUCACUCAAAUGAUUCUUUUUCUGGAAGCUCUAAUAGUUGAUUUGGGUUCCUUAUUCAUUAUCCUGCUAUCCUAUGGUUUCAUUACAGCUUCUAUCCUAAAAAUAUCUUCCAUCAAGGGCAGUGUGAAGGCCUUCAAUACCUGUGCCUCCCACCUGGCAGUGGUAGCACUUUUCUAUGGCACAGCCCUGGCUGUGUAUAUGAGUCCUAAUUCUGACCACCCAAAGAAACACGACAAGGUGCUGUCUGUGUUCUAUGUAAAUGUGAUCCCCAUGCUAAAUCCUCUCAUCUAUAGUCUGAGAAACAAGGAGAUCAAAGAGGCCCUCAAGAGGACGAUGAAGAGGAUGAGACAUGUACCUCAUUAG
Messenger RNA from Suncus etruscus (white-toothed pygmy shrew), 1023 nucleotides. Its product is annotated as olfactory receptor 5A1-like. The record is from RefSeq and is a predicted model, not a curated record. The coding region runs from base 1 to 1023 and encodes 340 amino acids. Gene Ontology annotation, biological process: sensory perception of smell; G protein-coupled receptor signaling pathway. The transcript has 2 exons. Gene Ontology annotation, molecular function: G protein-coupled receptor activity; olfactory receptor activity; odorant binding. NCBI's taxonomy places the organism in Eukaryota, Metazoa, Chordata, Mammalia, Eulipotyphla, Soricidae. Gene Ontology annotation, cellular component: membrane.